Molecule: messenger RNA, 2308 nt
Organism: Daldinia vernicosa
Lineage: Eukaryota; Fungi; Ascomycota; Sordariomycetes; Xylariales; Hypoxylaceae
Product: putative amino acid transporter
Exons: 3
Coding region: 414-2057 (547 amino acids)
Biological process (GO): amino acid transmembrane transport
Cellular component (GO): membrane
Molecular function (GO): amino acid transmembrane transporter activity
Source: RefSeq, a predicted model, not a curated record
CGUAAACCUCGUCUUCGGACCUUGUGUGGUUGUAAUUUGUUAAAUGUUCUAUUCAGCUAAAUAAAUUCACUUAAGUACCUACCUCCUACCUAUCCUAGGUAUAAAGGUACCUACCCAAAGCUAGAGUUCAGGAAGCAGCGAUUGCCCAUCUUCCCACCGAAUCAGGAGAUGUGACUUCCUCGCUUCUGCCUUGUCUAAUGCUCCUUCCAGAGUCAGCUACAAGCAGUUGUUACACAUGGCACUGACAAGGGGCGUCGCAACCUAGAAUUAUUAAGUAGCAACGCGCGCACCUUCUAUCUCUAUUUGAACUCCUUCCAGAAGAAGGUCUUCUCCAUUUUCUACCUCUCUCAGGUUCUUAUCUUCAACCUUGAUUACAGUCAUCAUUCUUGUGUCGCAGCGCGUCGCAAUAAUUAAUGGCGGGCGACGACUCUCCCAGUCCUUCUGCUGCCUACGAUGGCAGCGGGGACCUUCACGAUAAGAAUCCUUCGUUCGUUGGUGACCCUUACAGCGAGGAUAAUGGCGAUCAUGGCGCCGAUACCGAGUUAAAACGCUCUUUGAGCACGCGUCACUUGACGAUGAUAGCACUUGGUUCCAGUAUUGGUAUGGGCUUAUGGCUUGGUAGUGGUACCUCUUUGGCCGACGGUGGUCCAGCCGGUAUCUUUAUUGGCUACUGUCUCGCCGGCUCUAUGAUCUGGUGUGUCAGUCAUUCCAUCGGCGAGAUGGCGUGUGUGUAUCCUUUACCAUCCGCCUUCGUGCAGUGGACCGGAAAGUUCGUCGAUCCAGCAGCUGCUUUUGCCCUCGGUUGGUCGUAUUGGUUCAGUUACUGCAUCACGAUCGCAAACGAGUUGGCAUCAGCAAAUACUGUCAUCACGUAUUGGACAACCCGCGUGCCGAUUGCAGGAUGGAUCAGCAUAUGGCUGGUUAUCAUCAUCCUGAUCAAUAUCGGUGCCGUUACCCUCUUCGGUGAAAUCGAAGUCGUCGCUAGUACGAUUAAAUUUGGCUGGAUCUUUGUUGUUAUUAUCUCCAUGAUCGUCAUGUCAGCCGGAGGAGCAGGUUACGACGCAGUGGGUUUCCGGUACUGGAACGAGAUCCCAUUUACGCACGGAUUUAGAGGCUUCCUCUCCGUGAUGCCCACUUGUAUUUUUGCCAUGUCUGGAUCUGAGAACUCGGGCUUGGUUGCUGCCGAGACGGCCAACCCGAAGAAGUCCAUACCUCGCGCUGUCGGAUCUAUAUGGCUCCGCCUUGCGCUUUUCUACUUGGUUGGAUCGCUCAUGAUUACUAUCAAUGUUGAUCCUAGAAACGAUCGCCUUUUCGGUUCUGCUUCCAGCGGUACUGGUUCUUCGCCAUUCGUCAUUGCCUAUAGCGACGCAGGUAUCCCUGUCCUAGCUCACAUGAUGAACGCGGUUAUCCUCAUAUCGGUCGUCUCGACUGGAUCUAUCUCAGGUUACGGCGGUUCUCGUACGACCAUGGGUUUGGCAUACCUCAACAUGGCGCCCAAAGUCUUUACAAAGGCCGACAGGACAGGACGCCCUUGGUGGGGUCUAGUCCCUACGUUCGUUCUUGGUGGUGGGCUUGCCUAUCUCAAUGUCAGUGAAUCCGGCGCCGAUGUCUUCAAGUGGUUUUCGAAUCUCACCUCUCUCUUCACUCUAUUCGGUUGGGGCAUGAUUUGUCUCUCACACAUACGUUUUCGCCUCGCUUGGGCAAGACAGGGCCGUACAGCUGACGAACUUCCCUGGAAGUCUUGGAUCUACCCCGUUGGUCCCUGGUGGGGUUUGAUCAUGUGCAUCCUCCUGAUCAUAGUCCAGUUCUACCUCGCCGUUUGGCCCCUUAGAGACGAGCAGGGUGCUACAACCUUCUUUGCAAAUUAUAUCUCGGUCAUUGUCAUCGUUGCACUAUGGCUUGGUGCCAGAGCCUAUUACCGCGGAAGGUGGUGGGUCAACCUCGACCACAUCGUGCUCGAUGAAGGGCGAAGGUUUUACAAAAAUGACGUUGAGAAAGCGAAGCCAACCGGUGUGAAAGGAUAUGCGAAAAGAGCUGUUGGUGCUGUUUUUAGCUAGACAGUUGGUUAUCACCAUGCCUGUUAUAUUGAGUGUUGGGUACACAUCGUAAGUUCACGAGAAGUGUAUUGGAAAUAGUCAUUGUUAUAUGACUGGGUACUUCAAAGUCCUAAGUUAUAUGUACUAAUGCAUUUCUAUGUGUACGAGACGCCUUGAACUAAUACUAAUUGCCUUAAGCCACGAUAGUCGCCAUUAAUAAUUGAGAAAUGUGAUGAUCAAACAUGCAGGAUUACCACAACUCUAGUUCAGGG